GAGCACCAGCAACAUGAAUCUUCGACUCGCGUCUGCGGCUUUUACUGCACGAGACAUUGGUCGCUUCACACAAGCUUGUAUCUUGCUAAGCUACGAACGAACGCAACGGUACCCGACUUGAAGCAAAUUUGCAAACGUAGGGCGUCCUUCACCAGCGCCCUCCCCUCAAACGACCCGCUAUGAGCCGCAGCUCAGAUGGAGGAGGCUAAGGGCCCUCAAGCGAGCCCGUCUGCGUCGCCUGUGCAGCCUCAGCUGCCGGCGGGGCCGCCAAGCGGACCAAGCACCUCCGCACAGCAAGCUGACCAGGAAGCCUUUCCCAAGGCGCGGAAGCCGUAUAUAAUAACCAAGCAGCGAGAGAGAUGGACGGAGGAGGAGCACAACAAAUUUCUCGAGGCGCUUAAGUUAUAUGGUCGCGCAUGGCGGAAAAUUGAAGAGCACGUCAGCACCAAGACGGCUGUGCAAAUCCGGAGCCAUGCGCAGAAGUUCAUCAACAAGCUGGAGAGGAACAAGGACACGGGGUCGACUGAAGACGGCGAGGGUAUCAGCAUUCCGCCGCCCCGGCCCAAGCGCAAGCCCACGCGGCCUUACCCGCGGAAGGACCCACUGGGUGACAGCGCUAGCGGCGCCGCGGACAUCAUGAGCGGCGUCAACAGCGGUGGCGGUGCAGGUGGUGGCGGCGAUCCCACUGGAAGCCAGGGCCUGACAAACAGUCAGCAACAGCAGCAGCAUCACCUGCUACAGUCCAAGUUUUCACUGCCCGCAGCGCCGCGGUCAUCCCAACUGCUGCAACCGCCUGCAAGCUCGCUCCAACCCUUGCCGUUGCAACUGCCGUUGACGUUGCAGUCGCAAGGGCAGCAACUGCCGUUAACGCCGGUGGCGGCGGCAGCCGCGGCGGCGGCGAUUAAGCAGCAACAGCAGCUCCUACAGCAGCAACAACAGAUGUUGGAUAAGCAGCAGUCCUCGGCAUAUGCGGAGGUUACGGACGCGACUGUGGCUGCGGUGGCGGCGGCGGCUUCAGCUGCUGCUGCGGCGGCGGCAGCGGCGGUGGUGGCGGCGGCGGGGCAGCAGGUCCAAGCGCACUUGCAGGCGCAUCCGCCGCAGGGGUUUCCCUUCUUCGGCAUGCCCCCGUCACUACUGGCGCAGAUAACACUGCAGAACCCUGCCCUGGAGGGGAUGAGCUGGUCCGGGGAUGGAGUCGUCGGCGUCGGUGGUGGAAGCUCCCAUGCAAACCCCUACGUACAAGGACACGCCAACGGCGGCGCCGGCGGCGGUGGCGGCGGCGGCGAAACGGCUCACGGCGAUUCCUGGGCGGAUCAUUUGCACGGCAGCGGCGCUGGAUGGGCGGCAUCCGCGCACGACAGAUGGCACCAUACGCACCACCACCACCACCACCAUCACCACCACCAUGGAGCCACGGACAGGUCUCAGCAACACCAACAGGCGCUUGCCGAGGCGACAGCGACCACAACCGACGCCGAGAACCAGGUUGCCCUGCUAGGGGGUGAACUGGUGCGCAUGGGCGUGGGCGGGGGGCAGGAAUCGCGGGGCAGCGAUGGGAACAGCGUGGUUACGGAGCGGGAGGGCGAGCAGGGCAGCGACCGGGACGGAGGCGACGAUGUGGGGGGAGGCGGCGGUGACGCGGACGACAUGGGUGCGGAGGCGGGAGUUGGGGAGCAGGCGGCGCAGAGCAACCGCGAGGAUGGUCAGUGGGCGAAUGGAGCGCCGGAGGGAGACAUGGGCCGCCCCGGGCUGACCACGGCGCAAUACUGGCAAAUCCUAGGCCACCCGUCCCGAGAUCGAGAUCGGGAGCGAGACGGGGGCAACGCGCACGGCCACGGGCAUGGUCACAGCGGCCACAACAAGUCCCUGAGUAACAGCACGCGCACCACUACCGGGAGCGGCGGGGUGCUGCAGGGUGUCGGCAAGGGCGGCUCCGGAAGCGCCAAGACGCAUGUUCACAAGGAGCCCACUGGCUUCGCAAGGGAGGGGCAUAAGAAGGCCACGCCGCGCGCCUCCUCGCCCUGCUACAGCGACGUGAGCCAACAGGUGGAGCGCAGCCGCCCGCAGCGGCACCCCCACACCCACCACCACCGCCAAGACCCCAACUCGCCGUCCGUACAGGACGCAAGUGGCAAGCCGGCAAAUCGGGGCGAGUGCGGGAGUUCGGAGACCAACGGCAGCGACAGCCGGUUGCUGGCCGCGCGCAAUGACACCGAAAACAGGGAAGCCCAAGGAUCAAACCCAACCAAUCAUAACAACGGAAACGGCAAUGGCAGCUCUGGAAACGGCUCUAACGGCAAUGGAAACGGCAGUGGGUCACAAGGGAAUGGCUCACAGGGCAAUGGAAAUGGAAGCUCAGGGAAUGGUGGAGAUGGCAGCGGCGGCAGUGGAGGCAACGGCAGCGGCAGUGGGGGCAACGGCAACGGUCAUAGCAUUAAGGACAGCAACAACCCAAAUGGCAACGGCAACGGCCACAGCAGUGCCAACGGCACCAGUCAACAUCACAACCAUGCACAUGCGCACGUGCACGCACAUGCGCACGCACAUGCGCACGCACAUGCGCACGCCCACGCCCACACGCUGCCGCGCUCCCUCACCUACGACGCCGGCCGCUACCCGGCCCAUCGAGAGGUGCAAUACCGAGACGGCAACGGCGCAUCAGCCAUCGGCGCGAGACCUCCGAGCUCUGAAGAGGAAGACAACAAUGGAAUGGCGGGACCGGCCGCGGGAGCAGUGGAUGGCGCCGGCGGCGGCACAACCGACGGCGACGGAGGAGGCGGUGGCGGCGGCCGAGCUGUGCCUGACGGCAGCGCCGCCGUUGGUUACUGUGGUAGCAGUCGUGGCGGCACGGGUGCCAGCGGAAACAGCGGCAAGGGCCCAUCGUCUGGGGCUGCAGGAGGCGCCGGCGCCGGCGGAAGUGGCAGCGACGGCAGCGGCGGCAAGGGUGACGGCGCCGGCAGCGGAGGUGGCGGAAGUGGCGGCGCCGCGGGCGAUAGCGUCAGCGGCCAGCCGCCUCGUCUUGCUGGUGGCGGCGGUGGCGUUGGUUGUGGUGGUGGAAGUGGCUUGCGGAGACCUGACGGCGCGUUGGCGCUUGUUUCUGGCCCGGACCGACCCGUGGGUCAGGUGGCCGGUUCUGCGUUUUCCGUGCCGCCGCCGUCCUUGUCAUCCCGCGGUCGUACUGCCAGUGGCGGUAUUGCAGUUGGAGGAGGCGCUCCCACCGGCAUACGGGAUGUGCAGAGCCUACUCGCGCAGCUGCAAGCCCACGCUUCCCUAGCACCCUACCAAACGGCAGUAGCCGGACGGCUGCCGUCGUUUCCACAACAGGCAAUGCAUACGGCCACGUCGGCUGCGCAGCCUUUCUACAACACUGCGGCCGCCGCAGCGAAUGCCGUACACCAAGGCUUGCUAUCCGCCGUACAACAGCAGCUGCUUCCACCGGUGCCGGCGGCGGUGCCGCCGCCGCCGCCUCCUUCGCCGACGCUAGCGUCCACGGCCGCUAUGGCGGCUGCGACAGCCGCCGCCGCGGCGGCUAGUAAGCUCCCCCUGAAGUUGGAAUCUGAUACGACACCGUUCGCGGUUGCGCUAACCCAAAUGGCGCAAGGUGCUUUCGUGCCUCGACAGCAACAGCAAGAGGGAGUUUCGGAGCUUCCGCCCGUAGCGCCGUUGUCCGCGGCCGGCUUGGGUCCUUCCGGGCUGCUGGGAAGCUCCGGAGCCGCUAGCGGCAGCGGGGGCCAACAUGGCGCGGGUUCGGUUGCUGUGGCCAACGCUGCAUUGCCCGCAAACGCCGCGUUGGCGUACGAACAGCUCUUUGCAAUGGUGAAGGGAGUCGCUCCGCAGUCCCAGGGGCAGCAGCCGCGGCAGCAGCAUCGGAGCACGGCUGACUACCUGGCAAGAUCUUCAUCGUCCAAGCCUGCCCCGGAGGCGCUAUUGCAGGAGCUGCGAGGCGCGGCUACCGCUGGGACGGCGGCGGCAGCGGCGGCGGCGGCAGCGGCGCUGGGUGUUGACGGCGGCGCAGGUGCCGCUCGCGCUCCGUCGCUAGGGCUGUCGGCCGGCCGCCAAACGUCGCUGCCGUUACCGUUGUCCAACGUCCCGCUGUUGGCUGCUGCCGCAAUUGCAGCAGCGCAGCAGCAGGAGCAGGAGCAGGCUCAGCAGCUGGUUUCGCCGCUGGCUGCCGGUCCCGGUAGGAAAGGUGCCGGCGAUGGGAAGGGCAGCCGCAGCAGCUGCAGCGCCGGGCCGGGGGAUGUAAUGCUGGGUGCAACGACAACGCUGCCGAUCCACGUCAACGCAGGCGGCGGCGGAGCUAUCGGCGGCGUUAGCGGUGGGGAAGCCCUGGUGACGGCGCCGCCUGCGGAGCGGCGGAGGCGAUCCCUGUUCCCCGAAGGCAGCCUUGGCGAAAGGGACAUGUUCGUAAACAUCGACGGUGUUUCUGGCGUGGGCGGUGGUGGUGGCGGUGGCGGUGCUGGCUCUGCGGUAGCCGCAGCGGCCGCGGCGGCAGCAGCAGCGGCUACUGGUCAAGGCAUGUCUCGACGAGGUAGCGGCGAGAUCUCGCGUCCAUCGCCCCGACAUGCUUCGCCCAUCGCUCCCCCUGCAUGGGCUCUCCGCAGGGCUUCGUCCGAGGCCCCAGAGGCGCUGUCAUUGCCCGGCAGAACCCCGCAGGAACAGCAGCAGCAGCAGCAGCAGCAUAGGAUGAUGCGUCAAGCGCCUCCGCAGCCGCUGCCACCGCGACCGACCCAUGGGUCACAACAGGCCGGCAAACCCCGUGAUUCACCAGCGGUGGGGGCUGCAGCGGCGGCUGGCGGUGGGGGCAAGCGAACCACCAGCAGCAGGCCCAACGGCGCAUCGGCAGCGGAUCAGACGCUCAGUCCUCCGCGCAAAAGGCAACAUCAAGCCUAAGGCCCUAUGUGCCUUUGGCUUGUAGACCUCUAGCACCUUCCCUUCUUAUGACCACUGUCGGCGUCCCUGGCUCGCCACCGUACAGUCGGCGGCGGGACACGACGUGGAUAGGCAUGGAUACGCACAGGAAAGAGAAUGGCUGAGAAGAGAACAGUGAGGCAUUCACGGUUAGAUGCCCUGUGGUGGCAAAAGUACAUCCGAGAUCCGAGGCAGAGGGUAAUGAUGCUGCGGCGCUGGCAAGAGGAGGGACGGAGAGAAGAAAAGACACUUGGGUUAGUUUUCUGUACCGGUAAUGGGAGUCGUUGACCAAAACGCUCCGAUCCCGAGGGACGCCGGCAGUUAAGUACGGAACAUAACUGGGGUUUGCGUGGCAGCGGAUCACUGCUUUCUUGACUGUUAAGCUUGGUUUGUAGUCCGUCGGUUUUAUGACAUGUCAGGUUAGCCUGUACACGUAGCGUUGGGGGCUGGGCUUACGGCAUGCUGGGCUUACGGUGCUGUGCAACGAGUGCUCUGGGUGCUGCUUAUGCUAAGGUCUUACGAGGUCUCACGAGGCCUGGCCUAACCACUGGUCUGCAAGUGCGGCAGGCGGCGGUAGCUGCUCAUCCCGCAUGCGCUGUCAUGUGUCAAUUGACGGGUGUCAAUGAGAGCCGGUGUCGCUGACUCAUACCGUGCACACGCGUUCUCUGGCAUGUGAGGCGUCCCCAUGUUUUGUUCAUGCGCAAAAUUAAGGAGAGCUCGGAGGGUUGUGAUGCACCGUGUGUGAGAUACGACCGCCCGUGGCCUUGUCGAGAGCACAUUGCUCUGUUUGGGUUGUAAACGGCGACUUCGCGUGAGAAAAUGUUGAGCCGGUCAUGAGAUGUAAGGCGCGAGAAUGGGAGUUAGGUUCCGCUGUACGGCAGUUCAAGGGACUGGCUGUACGGUGGAUGGUGUGUUACCUCAGAUCAGGGCCUCGGGCAUUCUGCCGCUCUGCAUACUGUUCCUCGCCCAUUAAGGCUUUAAUGGGGCUUGGACAUUUUGGUUUGCAAAGAUAUUGUGUAUGUGGGCAUGGCAGGUGCGUGUUGGGUAAUCGAUAUGUGGGUGUUUGGGUUCUGAGGGCGGAGGCGGGGAAUGUGUGUGAUAGGGGCAAUCCUAACGCCGGACAAGGCAGGGUCGCUCCAGCAAUGCUUAAUACUAUUUGUCUGCCUGGUGAGCCUGUAGGAAACACGGCGAGGUGCAUCUGGCUGAUAUGUUCGGUCACCGAAGUCGACGUCCUGGUAUGGUAGUAGCUGUUUUGAUACCGGCCCUGCCAUGUCUUGGAUGUUAGGGUUGGCAAGGCACCUCCGGGAAACGCAGAUCUCGUGCGGGGGGCGCGCGUUUGGUCACUGUACGUUUUCCAUCGUAAUUACCCAUGAGCCUGUAGCACGGGGGUUCCACACAGGCACUAGACGAGGCCCGGCAUAGCGUCUAUGCACUUCAGUCGCCAUAUUGGUUGGCGGCUUUGCAAUGCUGCUGCUAUUGUUCGCAUGCUUCGCCGGUGUAGGAGUUUUCUAUGUACUAGCGUACUGGCGUUUGCCGCAUUAAUAGACGUGUUGUGUUGCUGGGAACCCCGUGGUGAGGUUUUCACGUGUCGAGCAUUAGUCGGGAAGAUGGAGCUCGCCCUGUUGACUGUAGAUGGCAUCCCGUUGUCUCCCCUGCCACAUGCAUGGUGUUUACAAGGAGG
This is a messenger RNA of Astrephomene gubernaculifera, 6592 nucleotides long. NCBI's taxonomy places the organism in Eukaryota, Viridiplantae, Chlorophyta, Chlorophyceae, Chlamydomonadales, Astrephomenaceae. The record is from the annotation of a GenBank genome assembly.